Molecule: messenger RNA, 4220 nt
Organism: Austrofundulus limnaeus
Lineage: Eukaryota; Metazoa; Chordata; Actinopteri; Cyprinodontiformes; Rivulidae
Product: serine-rich adhesin for platelets-like
Exons: 2
Coding region: 7-4128 (1373 amino acids)
Source: RefSeq, a predicted model, not a curated record
ACCAACAUGAUCACAAAGACAAGCAUGAUCACCAACAUGAUCACCAUGAUCACAAAGACCAGCAUGAUCACCAACAUGAACAUGAACACCACAAUAAUUACUACAAACAAAAGCACCUCCAUGAUCACCAACAUCAGUACAAACACAAACAUGACCACAAUGACUAUUAUGACCAUCAUGACCAACAUGAACAUUCAAAAUACCUUGAUCAUUAUAGUGACAAUAGCCACGACCAUCACAAACAUAAUAAACAUCAUGACCAUGAUCACCAACACAACCACCAACACGACCACUAUGAUCACCAACACUUGGAUAAACACCAUCAUAACCACCACAAACAUGGCUACCAUGAACACAAACACAAGUAUGAUCACAACAACCAGAAAGACCAACAACAUGCACAGCAUAAGCACCAUGACUAUCACAAUAACACAGAUGACCACUAUAAUGAUCACCACAAUGAAGAUGGACAUCAUGACCACCGCAAUCAGCAACAUUAUUAUCAUCACAAAAAGCACAAAAAUCAAAAUGGGCAUCACAACCACCAUGAUCACAAAAAUGAUCACCAGGAGCACUACAAUGAUCACAAUGACCACCAUGAUCACAAAGACAAGCAUGAUCACCAAUAUGACUACUAUGAUAACAAAGACAAGCAUGACAACCAAAAUGACCACAAUGAUCACAAAGACCACAAUGAUCAUAAACACGAUCGUCAUGAACACAAAGACAAGCAUAAUCACCAACAUGACCACCGUAAAAAAGACCAGCAUUAUCACCAACAUGACCAAAAUGAUGACAAAGACCACCAUGAUGACCAACACGACCACCAUAAAAAACACCAGCAUGAUCACCAACAUGACCACCAUGAUCACAAAGACCAGCAUCAUGAAAAAGACCAGCAUGAUCACAACCAUGACCACCACGAACACAAAGACAAGCAUGAUCACAUACAUGACCACCAUUAUCACAAAGACAAGCAUGAUCACCAACAUGACCACCAUAAUCACAAUGACAAGCAUGAUCACAUACAUGACCAUCAUUAUCACAAAGACAAGCAUGAUCACCAACAUCACCAACAUUAUCACAAAGACAAGCAUGAUCACCAACAUGACCACCAUGAUCACAAAGACAAGCAUGAUCACCAACAUCACCAACAUUAUCACAAAAACAAGCAUGAUCACCAACAUGACCACCAUGAUCACAAUGACAAGCAUGACCACCAACAUGACCACAAUGUUGACAAAGACCACUAUGAUAACCAACACGACCACCAUAAAAAACAUCAGCAUGAUCACCAACAUGACCACCAUGAUCACAAAGACCAGCAUCAUGACAAAGACCAGCAUGAUCACAAACAUGACCACCACGAACACAAAGACAAGCAUGAUCACAUACAUGACCACCAUUAUCACAAAGACAAGCAUGAUCACCAACAUGACCACCACGAACACAAAGACAAGCAUGAUCACAUACAUGACCACCAUUAUCACAAAGACAAGCAUGAUCACCAACAUGACCACCAUUAUCACAAAGACAAACAUGAUCACCAACAUGACCUCCAUGACAAAGAUCAGCAUAAUCGCCAAUAUGACCACCUUGAUCACAAAUACAAGCAUGAUCACAGACAUGAUCACCAUGAUCACAGAGACAAGCAUGAUCACCAACAUGACCACCAUGGUCACAAAGACCAGUAUCAUGACAAAGACCAGCAUGAUCACAAACAUGACCACCAUGAACACAAAGACAAGCAUGAUCACCAACAUGACCACCAUUAUCACAAAGACAAGUAUGAUCACCAACAUGACCACCAUGAUCACAAAGACAAGCAUGGCCACCAACAUGACCACAAAGACAAGCAUGGCCACCAUGAUCACAAAGAUCAGCAUGAUCACCAACAUGACCACCAUGAUCACAAAGACCAGCAUGAUCACCAACAUGAACAUGAACACCACAAUAACUACUACAAACAAAAGCACCACCAUGAUCACCAACAUCAGAACAAACACGACCACCAUGACUAUCAUGACCAUCAUGACCAAUAUGAGCAUUCAAAGUACCUUGAUCACUAUAGUGACAAUAGCCAUGACCACCACAAACACAAUAAUCAUCAUGACCAUGAUCACCAACACAACCACCAACACGACCACUAUGAUCACCAACACCUGCAUAAACACCAUCAUAACCACCACAAUCAAGGCUCUCAUGAACACAAACACAAGCAUGAUCACAACAACCAGAAAGACCAGCAACAUGCACAGCAUAAGCACCAUGACAACCACAAUAACAAAGAUGACCACUAUAAUGAUCACAACAAUGAAGAUGAACAUCAUGACCACCGCAAUCAGCAACACCAUCAUCAUCACAAACACCAUAAAAAUCAACAUGGGCAUCACAACCACCAUGAUUACAAAAAUGAUCACAAUGACAAUCACAACCAUGAAGAUGAUCACCAUGAUCACCAACACCAGCAUAUUCACCACCAUCAUCACCUUGACCAUGACCAUCAAAAUGAACACAAACAUACUCGAUAUGACCACCACAACCACAAAGAUGAACACCAUGACCAUCAUGAUCACAAACACCAAGAUAAUUACAAACAUGAUCAUGAUAACCAAAACAGUGAACAUGACCAACAGGACCAACACAACCACAAAGAUGAACACCAUGACCAUUAUUAUCACCUACAACAAGAUGAUUACAAACAUGAUCAUCAUAAUCACAACCACCACCAUGAUGAUCAUGAUCAACACAACCACAAAGAUGAUCAUAGUAAAAACAAUCACCAUGACCAUAAAUAUAGCCAAGAUGACUCUAUACAUUCCUCUGACAUGCAUUAUCAUGAUGACCACCACCAUGGCCACGGCAAACACAAACACAAUCAUAAGCACCCACAGGACAAUGACCACAGCCACCAACAUAACCAUGGCAACCAUGCUCAUCAACACCAGCAUGAUUACCACAACUACCAACAUGGCCAUGACCACCAACAUGACAGCCACGACCAACAUCACCACAAAGAUGACAAUGAUGACCACCACAAACACCAAAAAAACAAGCACCAAUAUGAUUCCCCACACUACCACAACCACCAACUUGACCAACAUGAUCAUCAUGACUACAAUUACGAACACCACAAUCAACACCAAGGCCAUGAGCACCAACAUAACCACAAACAGGACCAAUAUGACCAACACAACCACAAAGAUGAAAACCAAGACUACCAACAUUAUCAUAAACAAACUGAUGAUCGCCAACAUACCCAGCACUACUACGAUGAACAUGACCCUGAAUAUGACCAUGGCCAUCAACAACACAAUCACCACAAUAAAAAAUACAGUCACAACCACAACCACUACACUGAUCAAAGGCAUCACCAACACAAACAUGACAACAAUGACUACAACCACAAAGAUGAACACCAUGGUAAUCAUGGUCACCAAGACCAGAAUAAUCACAAACAUGAUGAACAGAACCAUCAUGAACAGAACAACGACCAACAUCACGUUGACCAUGACCACCAACAAAAACAUCACAACCACAAAGAUGACCUCCAUGAAUGCUAUUACGAACACAACCAUGAAGAUGAUCACCAUGACCACCAAGAUCUCCACGACCAUGGACAUGACCAUCAUAACCAGAAACUUGACCACCAUGAUCAGCAAAACCCCAAAAAUGAACAAAAUGACCACCACGGUCAGCAACACAAGCAUGAUCACAACCACCACCAUGACGAACAUAAACACAAACAUAAUCAUCAAGACCUCCAGCACCACAAGGAUGAUCACCAUGACCAUAACAAACACCAAAAUCAGAAUGAUCACAUCAACCAGGAUGACCAUAAACAUGAACAUCACAACCACCAUGAGCACAACCACGAAGGUGAUCAUGAUGACAACAACACUGAUGAUAACUGUGAUCAACACAGACACGAAAAUGAACAUCUUGACCAUGAUCACCAACACCAGGAUGAUCACAAUCAUGACCACCAUGACCACCAAGAUGACCAUCAUGAACAAAAAGAUGAACACCAUGACCAUGAUCACCAACACCAGGAUGAUCACAAACAUGACCUCCAUUCAUCCAUCCUUCCAUCCAUCCCUUUUAUAUACCCAUUUAUUCCUUUUCUAGGGUCACGGGGGUCACUGGCGCACAUAUCCAGCAAUUACGGUGCGAGGGGCGGGGCAGACCCUGAACAGGUUGCAAGUCCGUCAGAGGGCCAC